Penicillium soppii is the source of this 507-nucleotide messenger RNA. RefSeq names its product mitochondrial 54S ribosomal protein uL13m. Gene Ontology annotation, biological process: translation; negative regulation of translation. Gene Ontology annotation, molecular function: structural constituent of ribosome; mRNA binding. The record is from RefSeq and is a predicted model, not a curated record. The transcript is spliced from 3 exons. Gene Ontology annotation, cellular component: mitochondrial large ribosomal subunit; ribosome. Lineage: Eukaryota; Fungi; Ascomycota; Eurotiomycetes; Eurotiales; Aspergillaceae. Bases 1 to 507 code for a protein of 168 amino acids.
AUGUCGCAACUUGUCGGCAAGACCCGUCUCGCCUACUCGCGCACAUGGCACUAUGUCGACGCCGGUUCUGAUGAACGCUCCCUCGGCCGUCUGGCCUCGUCGAUCGCCCUCGUCCUCAUGGGCAAGAACAAGCCCAUCUACGAUCCCUCGACAGAUUGUGGUGACUACGUGGUAGUUGUCGGAUGCCAUGACCUCAAGACGACAGGAAAGAAGCGAUUCCAGAAGAAGUACUACACUCAUAACACGCGGCCCGGUAGCUUGAAGAGCAUGACGAUGGAUCAGAUGUUUGCUAAAUGGGGUGGUGGUGAAGUCCUGCGUCGCGCUGUCAGGGGCAUGCUGCCCAAGAACCGUCUUCAGGAUUCCCGCCUAGCUCGCUUGAAGACUUUCGAAGGCGUUGCCCACCCCUACAAGGAGAACAUCGUCAAGUUCGGAAACCAAUCGGUGAUCGGCAACCUACCCGAAGUGCAGGAGGCAUUCAAGGUGGCCGCUACCAAGCCCACUGCAUAG